Messenger RNA from Chara braunii, 1159 nucleotides. The record is from the annotation of a GenBank genome assembly. Lineage: Eukaryota; Viridiplantae; Streptophyta; Charophyceae; Charales; Characeae.
GUCAGCCAAAUUGGAAGGAAGCCGAGAAGACGGAAAGGAUGCCUCAAUUGGAAAAAGUUCGGGUAAAGUCGGGGGUAGCAAAAGGGGACCUCAGGAAAACAGGGAAGGGGGAAACGAUAUGAGAACAAGCCCUCGGAACUCAGCAGGAGUCACUCCUAAAAAGACAAAAGUCUCGGAUGCCAAUCGUAGAAUGACAGAAAUAGAAAAGCAGACCGCAGAAUUUAAGGCAAGGCUUAUAGAGCAGAUGAUGGCCGAGGAUGAGGAGGACCCCCAGGGCGCAGGGUCGCCGGAGGGACGCAGGAUCGGUCAGGACGAGGCCAGGUAUGAGGGGAAGGAUAAUAGUCACAAAGGAACGCCUAGUAAGAAGGGGAAGGACAAGAAUGACCCCCCGGCGGAGGGGACGGAAAACGCUAUGACACCGCCUGCCAUCGACAGCGGCACUAACCGAUUGCCAGCCACGCCGAAAGUAACAGGGGCGUGCGACGGACUCUGGAGCCUUAGGGAAGGGGUGCUAGGAUGGUUUGAUCCAGAAGGAACACCGAAAACCAGGGAGAAGCAGAGGGAAAGCAAGGAGGAGAAAGGGACCAAUGAAGCUGGGGAAGCGGGUAACUCCGAAGGUGGUCUCAAGAAGAUAGUCACCACCCUUAACCGGGCACUGAACAAAAACCAAGGGUACCUUGCAGACGCAAAGAAGAAACUCACGUUCGACGGGGCAAACAUUUUGGAGUUUCUGAUAGACUAUGAGAACCUAGCAGCCUUACUGAAAUGGACGGAAGAGCAAAAGAUUGAGCACCUAGGGCAACACGUGUCGCUAAGCUUGGGAAGGGACAUUAUGGCCAUCGUCACCUCCAGUGGAUCCUGGAAAGAAACUAGGAAUGAGAUGAUGAGGAAAUACCUGAAGGCAGAAAAAAUGGCAACGAAGGUCGAAUUAGCAGCAGUUCAGAGGAAAAACUAUGCAACCUACAACGAUUUCCUAAGGGCAUUUACGUUAGUGGCUCUGCAAAUUCCCGGGGUAAAGGACCGCAUAAUGAGUAAAUACUUCCUCAGGCAGUUCUCAGAGUUUGACAAGGAUAAGAUUCUGUCAGCAUACCAGCAGACCAGUUAGAUUGAGUACACGAGACAUGUGGACUUCAGCACCGUAACAGACCUUGCGGAAAAG